AACCAUUUUGGAGCGUGAAGGCAUCUCGUGCUUCUCUUACUGGAGCUUGACUUCUUAAGAGUUAUGUACACUAUUUUACUGGAAUAUUCAGAAUUAACUCACUUUUAAUGCACCACGCCAAGCGGUAAAGGAAGGAGAAUGGCAGGCCUGUGGAGAUCUUACCAGGCCUUGAUGACCAAAUAUCCCUGGACAGUCCAGAUAGUCACUGCUGGAUCUUUAGUGGGCGUCGGUGAUGUCAUCUCCCAACAGCUGAUUGAGAGGAGAGGAUUAGCUCAUCACAACGUGCAACGAACAGCUAAGAUGAUGAGUAUUGGUUUCUUCUUUGUGGGUCCGGUAGUCGGCAGCUGGUACAAAGUUUUGGACAGGCUGGUUGUUGGAGGAACUAAAACUGCUGCCAUGAAGAAAAUGCUGGUUGACCAGUUGUGUUUUGCUCCAUGUUUCCUGGGAGCUUUCCUCUGCAUCUCUGGUGCUCUGAACGGGCUGACUGUGGAGAAAAAUGUUGCCAAACUCAAGAGGGACUAUACAGAUGCCCUGAUUUCUAAUUAUUAUCUGUGGCCGCCUGUCCAGAUUGCCAAUUUCUACUUCAUUCCACUGCACCACAGUCACUGCGUGGAGCUGCAUCCAGAUAAAACACAUCAGAUUUGCUCCUUCUUCCAGGCUGGCUGUGGUCCAGAUCGUUGCUGUCGCCUGGAACUCCUACCUGACCUGGAAGGCCAAUAAGAUGUGAAGAAAGAUCACAAGUUUGGUCCAUGUUAUGAUGAUUUUACACUCAUUUGUACUGCAGACUCUGUGUGUGAAACGGGCCUACCUUACUUUAGUCUUCUGAUAUUUCCAAUGUGUAAAGCUGUGACUGAAUCACAUGUGAAGUUCGGGGAAAGUUCUUAUUUACUCCGAAUGACAAAUUCACACUUGAAAGUCAAACUUGAAUUUGCAGAAAUGUCUGUGGAAGUUUAUUUAUGGAAAUGGAAUUUGGCAUUGCUGCUGCAGUGUAGCCACACACACAUUAACAUCUACUGGUUAACAAAAGGAAAUUAACCCCUCCUUCAUUCAGGGAGCUCUUCUGGUUAUGUAGUUUUAAUUUACUUGUUUAGUUUGUUUACUUUCGCUUCAUUUGCCUCACUUUUGUACUUUUUUUUUAAACUUUUUCAAACAUUUAAGAAAUAGACCUGCACAUUAUGUAAAGAUUGUCUUGCAUCAUGAUUACAAGACAUUUUUUUUCUUUUUAUUUUGAUCUGUUAAUUCUGUGUGUAAUUUACCAACCAUAAACUCAAUAAUAAGCAACAUUAUAUACUGAGAAGUUGCCAUUUUAUUUAACUUAACAUAAAGAUGCUAUUCAGAAGAAAACAGCGAGCAAGACUCAGGUAACAUUUUGUUCAGUUCCUACAAAAGUGUUUUUGUUCUUCACAUGAUCAAGAAUUAAAUAACAAAACAAGCGAUCCAUAUAAAAUGUUUAAAUUUUUUUUUUAUCUAAAGAAGUCAGCUGUUUACUCUUUUUCAGUCUCUAUCAUGCCAGACGAGUGAGUGAAAUCCAUCUUUAUUCAUUUUUACUGAAAUGUCAAACUAUUCAUCGGUUUUGCUGAUUUUUCUGUAAACUAUAAAUCAAUGUUCCAGAGGAAA
Messenger RNA from Melanotaenia boesemani (Boeseman's rainbowfish), 1617 nucleotides. RefSeq names its product mitochondrial inner membrane protein MPV17 (gene mpv17). The record is from RefSeq and is a predicted model, not a curated record. Gene Ontology annotation, cellular component: membrane; cytoplasm. The transcript has 8 exons. Lineage: Eukaryota; Metazoa; Chordata; Actinopteri; Atheriniformes; Melanotaeniidae. Bases 139 to 720 code for a protein of 193 amino acids.